AUGUUCGGAGCUACUGCACGAGCGACGCAACCCGCGGCUGGCGGCUUUAACUUCAGUGGAGGCGCAACAGCUGCACCCGCAGCCUCGGGAGGAUUCAGCUUUGGUGCGACUCAGACAGCUCCUCCGGCGGCACCAGCGACGGGAGGAUUCAAUUUCGGAGGUGCAGCAGCGUCUGCAGCUCCUUCUGCUGGCUCAUCGGGCUUCAACUUCAGUUCCACUCCAGCGACAAGCACAGCGGCUCCGGUAGCUUCCAGUGGCUUCUCCUUUGGCGCUACACCCGCACCGGCACCUGCUGCCAGUACUGGAUUUAACUUCGGGACCACGAGUGCAGCUCCGGCUGCUAGCGGUGGCUUUAACUUUGGUGCAACUCCUGCUGCUUCUAGCGGAUUCGGCUUUGGUGGCACGAGUGCGGCGGCUCCAGCAGCCAGCACAGGCUUCAGCUUUGGAGGUUCAGCGCCUGCCGCCAACACGACGUCGUCUUUUGGAUUUGGUGGCUCUGCAGCUGCGAAGCCCUCUCUUUUUGGUCAGAUCCCUGCAACUAGCACAACGGCGACAGGAUUCGGCUUUGGAGCCAAGCCAGCGACUUCAGGCACUGGCUUUGGAUUCGGAAGCGGAACUGCCACAGGAACAGGCGCUUUCGGAACAACUGGAGCGACAGGAUCGGUCUUUGGCACUACUCCUGGAGCUCCGUCCACGUUUGGUGCAGCCCCCGCUGCCUCGACUGCUCCAGCCCCAAUCAUCCUUGGCGCUGACGCUUCAGUUGCUCAGCUUAACACCGUCAAAGCAGCGUAUCAGGACCCAGCACAGUCGCGGUUCAAGUUCCUCAUGUACAACACAGUGGACCCGACGCAGCGACACCUGUACACUCGACCAGCACACAUUAGUGAGCGUCUGUGGAACCAGGCCGAGCUGGACAACCCAGACCCGCUGAACUGCGCUCCUGUACCCAUUUUAGGCUUUGACAGCCUGUUGAAACGAAUCAAGGCACAGCAGGAACAUGCUGACAAGUACAACACGUACACGGAGGACCUACGAGAGCAACUUAAGGAGAUGGACAAGCACACACGAGCUACAGAGGAAAAGCUGGAGAAAUGUCGCCACGAACACGUGCAGCUGUUCCACGCACUUGUGCAGGUCAUGAGGGAUAUCGAGUUGCUGCAGAAUUACGGCAAACCGCUGCAGCGUGAAGAGAUGCAGCUAGCGAUGAUGUUGAAGAAGCUGCAGACAUUGCUGGACUCGCCUGGCCAGUACAAGGCACGACUAAACGACGCUGUGUCACUGCAACGCGUCCAGAAGGAGACGCAGCCUCCCCCGUCCAGCCAGCUCAGUCCGCAGGACUUGCAGCGACUUUAUGAGUUCAUGGACAAGCAACGACAGGGGCUGGAACACCUGACGAACAUGAUUAACGACGACCUGGCGGAUAUUCAACUCAUCAAAGAAACGUGGCGACGGUAG
Molecule: messenger RNA, 1455 nt
Organism: Phytophthora infestans T30-4
Lineage: Eukaryota; Oomycota; Peronosporomycetes; Peronosporales; Peronosporaceae
Product: carbohydrate-binding protein, putative
Exons: 3
Coding region: 1-1455 (484 amino acids)
Biological process (GO): protein localization to nuclear inner membrane; nuclear pore organization; NLS-bearing protein import into nucleus
Cellular component (GO): nuclear pore; nuclear pore central transport channel
Molecular function (GO): structural constituent of nuclear pore
Source: RefSeq, a predicted model, not a curated record